UCAGUUGGAAGCUGCCUUCUCAAGCCUUAGCGAUCCCAAGGGAAAGUUCUACAGACUUACCAAUGGCAAACACACUGCUCAUCAAAAACCUGAAGAAGGAUGCCAAUUCGAUCCAAGUGAUGGGGAACUUGACACGAGGAGCCAAGGGCUUUACCCUCAGCCUGGGCGCAGAUGCCUCAAACUUGCUGAUUUGCUUUAAACCUGACUUAACUAAUGGGGUUAUUCUGUGCAAGUACAAGACAGGUGGAAAGGAUGGUCCCGAGAUGUCAUAUCCUUCAUCCUCUUUCACGCCGGGAACAGCAGCCAAGAUGAGUUUCUCCUUUAUCGGGACAGAAGUUGACACCCAGGUGACCGUGACCCUGCCUGACAACACUCAGUUUCAAUUCAACAGCCAAGUAAAUCUGGACUACAUAGCUUACAUCUUGGUGGAGGGAGACUUCGUGGUCCAAUCCGUCACCAUGGCGUGAGUCCGGUUGAGCCAACCUGUGUCUCUCUUCUGACUACCAAUGAGUCUGCAAAUAAAGUAGUAUUUGAUUCUUGA
Molecule: messenger RNA, 541 nt
Organism: Eublepharis macularius
Lineage: Eukaryota; Metazoa; Chordata; Lepidosauria; Squamata; Eublepharidae
Product: galectin-1-like
Exons: 4
Coding region: 63-467 (134 amino acids)
Molecular function (GO): carbohydrate binding
Source: RefSeq, a predicted model, not a curated record